This is a messenger RNA of Budorcas taxicolor (takin), 1473 nucleotides long. Its product is annotated as tripartite motif-containing protein 43B-like. The record is from RefSeq and is a predicted model, not a curated record. The coding region runs from base 1 to 1473 and encodes 490 amino acids. The transcript has 6 exons. Lineage: Eukaryota; Metazoa; Chordata; Mammalia; Artiodactyla; Bovidae. Gene Ontology annotation, molecular function: zinc ion binding; protein binding.
AUGGACUCAGAAAUCCAAGAAGCUUUCCAGAAGGAGCUCACCUGCCUCGUCUGCCUGAAUUUCCUUCUAGACCCAGUCACCAUAGGCUGUGGGCACAGCUUCUGUAGGUCCUGUCUUUGUCUUUUCUGGGAACAAGCCAAAGCCCCUGCCAGUUGUCCAGUGUGCAGACAACGAUCAGAACAGACAAACCUCAAAACCAAUUUUCUUCUGAAGACUCUGGUAUCCACUGUCAGAAAAGCCAAUCUCAGGCAAUUCCUGAAGUGUGAGGAACACCUGUGUGGGGCCCACAAGCAGACAAAGAUCAUCUUCUGUGAAGCCGACAAGAGCUUGCUCUGUUUGGUCUGCUCUCAAGGUCAGGAGCACAAGACUCACAGACAUUGUCCUGCCGAAGAGGCUGCUGAGGAAUCCUGGUUUCAUGUGCAUCGACAUGGAGACAUGAUUAGGAGAACUUAUCAGAUGGCACCCCCAUUUCUCCCAGAGGAAGAAGGUUACUAUGUAGAGAGUGUUAUAAAAGAAGGCCAAAACAUAUACAAUCAACUCAUAAGAAGGCAAAGGGAAAUAAUCGGAAAGAAGAGAGAGCUCCGAGAAAUACACAAGGAGCUCAUUCAAAUGUGCGCUAAACCAGACGUGGAGCUGCUCCAGGAAUUGGAAGACAAGCUGAAAUGGAGUGAGUCAGCACAGCUGCACGUGCCUCAGCCUCUGCUCCCAGAACUCCCUGCACGCCCCAUGUCCGGGCUGAUGGACUGGCUCAACCUCUUCCGAGUCAACUUUUCAUUCAGUAAUGAAGUAAGCAGUCAUCACAUCAGGCUGUUUGAUGAUGCAAGACGUCUGACAUAUGAACAUGACAGCCUCCAUUCAUCUUUGGAUGGUGGAACAGCAAAGUAUUUUGCCUCAUGGGGAGACCAGAGCUUCACCUCUGGCAAACAGUACUGGGAGAUGUUUGUGGACAGCUCUUGGGAUUGGGCUGUAGGUGUCUGUAAGGAUUCCUGGAUAAGGAAGGACAAUGGCAUACUGGACGAGUCCAACAGUGACAACUUUCUCCUUGUGUGUGUGAAGCAGGAUGACCAUUACCAACUCUGGACCACAGCCCCCACCACACCUCUGUACAUAGAGAGACCUCUGGAAAGGGUUGGGGUGUUCCUUGAUUGUGACAGUGGGAGUAUUACUUUUGUGGAUGCUGCCAAGCGCACCCUUCUUUGGCGGUAUGAUGAUGGCGUGUGCACUUUCCCUGUCAGGCCCUUCAUCUGCACUGGCCACAGAUCUGAGUUCUUUUCUGACACUCCGGUCACGUCCAUCGAGAGACAGUAUCCUCAGGAAGGCCCAGACUCCGGGGCCCUGUCAGGCACUUGCAGACAAAAAGAUCUUGGGGUUCCCUGGAGCAACCCAUUUAAGAUACGGGAAUACGGCCAUUCUCCCAUCGCCACGCACAUCCUCCUAACUCCCUACUGGGCCUGUGGACUCCUGGGCAGAUAG